AUGACCUUUUUUACCUCUUCUCAUUCUUACAACACUCUCUCUAAGUUUCUGUACCGAUACUCGUUUCAACUGCUAACGCAAUGGCUAUGGAGGUAAAAUUGAUAGCUUUGAUCAUGCCGCUCAUUGCUGUAAUAUGUUCAACCGGAGCUGGAGUCGUGGCCGCAGUGUCACCACAGUUCACAGCAAUUUUUGCAUUUGGCGAUUCGUUGUCUGAUCCGGGGAACAACAAUUACUUGAACUCGUUAGCAAAGGCCAACUACGUGCCUUAUGGGGUCGACUUCUAUCAAGGGCCGUCUGGCAGAUUUUGCAAUGGCAAAACAGCUGUGGAUUACCUCGGAGAUAUGCUGGGAAUGCCUCUACUACCAGCUUACACGACUACUUUUGCUGCCGGGAGAAACAUUCUUAAGGGAGUGAACUAUGCUUCGGCUGCAGGAGGGAUUCUUGAAGAGACAGGACAGAAUCUUGGUGAAAGAUUCAGCUUGUCCGGACAAGUUGAAAACUUUGAGAGCACGUUGAAUCAGCUACGGAGACAAAUGGAAGAUGAAGAAUUGAGCAAUUAUUUGGCUAAGGCACUGGCCAUAAUGGCCCUUGGCAGCAAUGACUACAUCAAUAAUUAUCUUAGUCCUAACUUUUAUACCAGCAGCUACUUCUACACCCCUAAAGACUAUGCUGAUCUUCUCAUUAAUCGGUACACCAGACAAAUUCUGGCCCUUCACAGCUUAGGAUUCAGAAAGUUUCUUCUGGCAGGGAUCGGUCCGCUUGGUUGCAUCCCUAAUCAGCUAGCCACCGGCCUUCCUCCACCAGGGAAGUGCGUGGCCUACACAAACGAUGUCGUUGGGAUGUUCAACAACCGUCUCGUCUCUCUUGUGGAUCAGCUGAACAGCAACUACAAUGGCUCUAUUUUUGCCUAUGGCAACACCUUUGGAGCAGUCAUGGACAUAAUUAACAAUGCCAAGACUUAUGGAUUUAGUGUAACAGACAGAGGCUGUUGUGGGAUCGGACGGAAUCGAGGGCAGAUAACAUGCCUUCCAUUUUCCAUGCCGUGCAGCAACAGGAACCAAUAUGUGUUCUGGGAUGCUUUUCAUCCAACACAAGCAGUAAAUCAAAUUCUCGCCCGACGAGCUUAUUCAGGCACCCCAUCGGAUUGCUAUCCAGUUAAUGUACAACAGAUGGCACUAAUGUAGACUGUUGUCUAUUACUUUACUUAUGUUUCUGUAAUAAAAAACAUAACAUGUCCAAGAAUGCAUGAAUAAACAAGCGUUUAUGUAUAUGUCGAUACAUAAUAGACGGUGCAAUCUUUCAUACGUUCCAUGGAUG
Molecule: messenger RNA, 1317 nt
Organism: Sesamum indicum (sesame)
Lineage: Eukaryota; Viridiplantae; Streptophyta; Magnoliopsida; Lamiales; Pedaliaceae
Product: GDSL esterase/lipase At5g08460
Molecular function (GO): hydrolase activity, acting on ester bonds
Source: RefSeq, a predicted model, not a curated record